AUGAGGAAUAAGGUUAUAAAAAUUAAAGAUGAAAAUGGUGAUUGGGUGGAGAACCCCAGUCGGGUCCGAAUGCUGGUAGAUGAGCAUUUUAUCAACACUUUCAGGUCUGGAGGGAGUCAGAACUGGGGGACAAUACUUGACAGCUUAACCUCGAUUGUGACAGAGGAGAUGAAUGCAACGUUUACAACACCGGUCUUGGAGGAGAAGAUAAAGGAUGCAGCACUACAAAUAGAGGGAGGGGAGGGCUCAAAGCUCCAGGUCCGGACAGAUUUUAGGAGGGUGGAAUGGGACUUCCUAGAUGCAGUCAUGGAGAAGAUGAGGUUUAGUGUUAUGUGGAGGAAGUUAAUCAUGGGUUAUGUGACUUCGGUGAAUUUCGUCGUUAUCCUCAACAGGCAACCAGGAAACAAGUUCGCUCCAUCACGGGGUCUUCGACAAGGAGACCCUCUAUCAUCGUAUCUAUUUCUCUUGGUGGUUGAGGUUCUAUCUAGGAUGAUACAAAGGGCUAUUGAAAAUAGGCUUUUGGAGGAGGUGAAAAUGAGUGCUUCGGGGCCGGUCAUCUUCCACAUCUUUUUUGCUAAUGACACGUUAACCUUCUUGAAGGCGGAUAAGAAGAAUUGCAGAAAUUUGGUAAAACUCCUUAAGGAAUAUUGCGCGGCCUCGGGACAGAAAGUUAAUGUACAGAAAUCUAGUGUCUUUUUCAGGGCCAACGUUCCAUCGAAUAUGUCCACUGAGUUGGGUAAGAUUAUGGGCAUGCCAGUGGUGGAGAACCCAGACACUUAUCUGGGGGGUACCUGGGUUCGUUUGAAGAAAUAG
This is a messenger RNA of Malus domestica (apple), 813 nucleotides long. The record is from RefSeq and is a predicted model, not a curated record. NCBI's taxonomy places the organism in Eukaryota, Viridiplantae, Streptophyta, Magnoliopsida, Rosales, Rosaceae.